This is a messenger RNA of Colias croceus (clouded yellow), 1091 nucleotides long. RefSeq names its product procathepsin L-like. Gene Ontology annotation, molecular function: cysteine-type endopeptidase activity. The record is from RefSeq and is a predicted model, not a curated record. The coding region runs from base 14 to 1057 and encodes 347 amino acids. Lineage: Eukaryota; Metazoa; Arthropoda; Insecta; Lepidoptera; Pieridae. Gene Ontology annotation, cellular component: lysosome. The transcript has 5 exons.
UAAGGAACACGUCAUGAAAAUGAUUCUCCUUAUUUUCAUAUCAUUUGCGUUUAUUUGCGAAAGUUUUGCUGUGAAGUAUAAUUUAUUGAAUCAGGACUAUUAUGAUGUCGAUAAAAUUGAUGAUAUAUUUAAGCAAUAUAUUGACAAAUAUGGCAAACAGUAUGUAGGUGAGGAAUAUAAGCUUCGAAGAGAUGUAUUAAAGGAGAAUUUGAUAAAAUUAAAUGAAUGGAACAAAAAUGAUCCUGGGGUUUAUGGUGAUAAUGAAUUUACUGAUCUUACUGAAGAAGAAUUUGUCCAAAAACACCUUGGCCCACAUCGUUAUGCAAGUAACAUACCUAGUGAUAACAAUGUGGAAGAAAUAAAAAUGCCAAUAGAUGUGAAUCGUUUUAUUAACGAGCGUAAUAUAACACAUAUUGAUUGGCGAGACUACGGCGCAGUAACGCCAGUAAGAGCACAGUUAAACUGUGGUUCAACGUAUGCUUUCAGUGCUAUUGGUAGCAUAGAAGGUCAAUACGCAUUAAAGUACAAUACAACAGCAAUAAGUCUCUCUGUACAACAAAUAUUAGAUUGCGAUACUUACGACGGUGGAUGCUACGGUGGAAUGGCAGUUUAUGCAAUGGCGUCAGUCAAAAAGCAAAAGGGCUUAAUGCGUGAAAUGGAUUAUCCAUAUGAAGCAAAGACAGGUGACUGCAUGUUUGAGGAAAGUAAAUCGGUUGUUAAUGUCAGCAAAGCUCUAAUGGCCUUCAAAAUGCCCGAAGAUAUUAUGACAAUGUUUGUAGCUGGAGUUGGACCCUUAACGACAAGUAUAAUUUUUACUGAAAAGAUGAGACACAUAAAAACUGGAAAAGUUUACAAACCCGACGAUUGCCAAAAAAACAAAUAUGCAUUUAACGCGGAGGUGCUUAUAGUGGGAUAUGGAAGAGAAAACGACGAUGAUUACUGGAUACUAAAGAACUCCUGGGGAACGCACUGGGGCGAUAGGGGCUACAUGCGUAUAAUCAGAGGUUCUAAAGCCUGUAAUAUUGGCCUUCUGAUUAGCCUUCCAGAAAUCAGUUGAAUUGUUUUAAAUUUAAAUAAAAUACUUGCUUGAU